AUGGCUUUGGCUGGAGUCGAGGAGGCGCUCGCGUCCGUAGUGCUCAAGGAGGUGCUGUGCAAGCUGGGAUCCGCCAUCGGGCAGCAGAUCAAGGCGCGAUGGAAUCUGGAGCGAGACAUGAAGGACAUCACGAGCAUGCUGGGGAUAGUGAAAGCAGUACUGAGGGACGUCGAGAGGCGAUCCGUCAGGGAGGAAGCGGUCAACCUUUGGCUUAAGAUAAAGGACGCCGCCUAUGAAAUCUCCGACAUGUUCGAUGAAUUUGAAGUCAAAUUUACAAAGGGGAAGAUCUCUAGCUCCGUUGCCAAGCUUACUAUGGGUAAAAAGCUGAAGAAUAUGAGAGAAAAUUUAGCAAAGAUAGAAGCACAGCAGACACAGUUUGCAUUCAAAGAAGAUAAAAAUGCGUUGGACAAAAUUGGGUGGGAUAUUGCAAAGAAGUGCCAAGGAGUGCCAAUGGCAGUUCAAGCUGUUGGGUUUAUGCUGCGCAACAAAAGUGUCGAGGAGUGGAGAAAUGUGAGGGAUAGUGAUAUUUGGGAUGGCUCCUCAACCACCGAUAUGCUACCAUCGCUGAAGCUUAGUUACUACCAGAUGACUGAUUACUUGAAGCUUUGCUUUUCCUAUUGCUCAGUGUUUCCUAAAGGCUGUGAAAUACAUAGGGGUGAUCUAAUUCAGCAGUGGAUAUCUCUUGGAUUCAUUCCAUCCAGCCCUGGAGAACACUUGACACUUGAGAAGAUUGGGGAAAACUAUGUGAACGAGCUACUAGGAAUGUCCUUUCUCCAAUACUCAAGGCCAACAUCCUUGGUAACCAAGGAGGACACAAAUAACUCUAUGCUGCUUAGCAUGCACGAUUUAAUUCAUGAUCUUGCUAGAUCUGUUCUUGGAGAUGAACUGCUUUUCGUGGAUGGUAAAAAGGGAUACACUUCUAGAAAUGGCAAUCACCGGUAUGCAUUAGCAGUCAAUGGUACGAGACAAAUAGAUUUGUGUGAUUAUGUUCCUACCAAAUUAAGAUCUCUGCAUAUUUUUGACUCUGCGGAAAUUCAUCCGUCCUUAUAUAGUAAAUCCUUGCGUGUCUUGGAUUUAAGCAUGUUUUCCAGUGGAAGCUUUCCAGCAUCUAUUGGUAAAUUGAAGCAAUUGAGGUACCUUGGUGCUCGUGGGAUGCAACAUGAAUCAGUUCCUGAGGAUGUCACUAGCCUUUCAAAGCUAAUGUAUUUGAACAUAAGUGGUUCCUCCAAAAUUUCAAUGCUGCCCGACUCAGUUAAGGCACUUAGAAGCUUACUGCAUCUAGACCUAUCUGGGUCUUGUAACCUUUCUUCACUACCAGAAUCAUUCGGAGACCUGAUAAACCUAUCACAUUUAAACCUUGCGAAUUGUUCUUUACUCAAAGCUUUGCCCGAGUCAGUAAACAAACUCAGAAGCUUGCUACAUCUAGACCUAUCUGGGUGUUGUAACUUAUAUUCAUUACCAGAAUCAUUCGGUGACCUGGAAAACCUCUCACAUUUAAACCUUGCAAAUUGUUCUCUAUUCAAAGCUUUGCCCAAGUCAGUAAACAAACUCAGAAGCUUGGUACAUCUAGACCUAUCUGGGUGUUGUAACCUCUGUUCAUUACCAGAAUCAUUCGGCGACCUGACAAACCUCACAGAUUUGAACCUGGGGAAUUGUAUUCAUCUCAAUACUUUGCCAGAUUCAGUAAACAAACUCAGAAACUUGUUUCGGCUGGACCUGUCAGGGUGCUGUAACCUGUGUUCACUGCCAGAAUCAUCAGAUGACCUGAUGAACCUCUCACAUUUAUACCUGGCAAAUUGCUCACUACUCAAAACUUUGCCUGAGUCAGUGGACAAACUCAAAAGCUUGCUACAUUUAGACCUAAGUGGUUGUAGUAGCCUCUGUUCGUUACCAGAGUCAUUUGGUGAUCUGAUAAAUCUAUCACAUUUGAAUCUGGCAAAAUGUACUGAUCUUUGUUCUUUGCCCAAGUCUUUUGGAAGGCUAUGUGAACUUCAGUAUUUGAACCUGUCAGAUUGCUUAAGACUUGAUCUAUGGUUUGAUAUUGACACUCUCUGUUGUCUUACUAAGCUACAGUAUCUAAACCUGUCCCGUUGUCCAAGUCUCAUGCAUAUACCUGAAUCUAUCAACAAUCUAAUAAAUCUCCAUACUUUAGAUCUCUCGAGAUGUCACUGGAUCGAGAGAUUUCCAGAAAGUCUAUGCGGAAUGGCCAGCCUCAAGUUUCUGCUAAUACAUGAGUGCAGACCAUGGUUGCAACAGCGUGUCAGGGAGUCUCAGCUUAAGAAUGAUGUGCUAAUGUUGCCCAAGUUUAUUGUUCAAAGAACAGAUUCAGGCACUUCCAGCAAUAUUUCACGCCUGCAAUCUGUAUAUCCUGCAGAGCUUGAAAUUGUAUACCUUGAAAAUGUGACAAGUAUCGAAGAAGUGGAUGCAGUAAAUUUGGCAGAUAAAUCAGUACUUGCUAAAUUGGUGUUGGCAUGGACGCCAGCAGUUGAAUGUUUUGUAGAGGAUGAAUCUUUACUCCGAGAACUCCAGCCUCCCGAAAAUGUCAUGUUUUUAAAAGUACAAGGCUACAUGGCAACUUCCUUUUCUGGAUGGGUGAUGAGCAUGGAAUCAUGUCUACUGCAUCUUGUUUGCAUUGAGAUGGUAGAUUUGCCGAGAUGUGAACAUUUACCACCGUUUGGCCAAUUAAAAAAUCUACAGCAGUUGAUUCUAAAGAGAAUGCCUGUCUUAAAGAAACUGGGAACUGAAAUUUGUGGGGGAAGUGGAGCAUUUAAGAAAUUAAAAGAGUUCACGUUGGAAAAUUUUGAUAUCUUGGAGGAGUGGGUCACAAAGGUUCCAGCAAAUGGUGAGUUCAUGUUCCCCAGUCUUAACAAGUUGGAAAUCUGUCACUGCCCCAAGCUAAGGUUGACACCAUGCCUCCCUAGAGCAUUUGAAUGGAGAAUUCAAGCGAGUGACGAAGUUAUAGCAAGUCAAUAUGAUGCAGGCUCAUCAUCCUCUUUGACUCUAUCAAAACUGCAUGUUACAAGCUGCCAGCUGCAACCCAACCAGUGGGCACUGCUCGGAUUUCUCCCUGCUCUUGAGGUAUUGGAAAUUUCAAACUAUCAACAGGGAAAAUUGCCAGACAGCAUCAGUUUCCUGGUAUCACUGCGAUCACUGAAAAUAGAAGUGUCCACUGAUGAUCCAGAAGAACAAUUCGAUUGGUUACUAUUUCUUUCUGCAAUUUCUGGUGACCGGGAGGUUGUGAUAUUCCCGUUACCUCAACUUACUGCAUUGGAGAAUUUGGAAAUAAGUUUUAAUAAUGAAUUGCAAACAUGGUGCAAGACACAUGAUAGGUGGACUUUGCAGAACGCCAAAAACGAGUGGGCAACUUUCUUUGAACGACACUUGGUCAGGAUCGAACAGAAGAAAGAACAACCCCUGAGCAGGUACAUCCUUCGGCUCAAGCAGCAAGCUGAAGCCCUCAGUGCCGUCGGGCAGACUCUUCGUGAUAACGAAAUCAUCAGGUGCAUCCUCCAGUGCAGCAGCAACAACAUCAGCUUUGAUGAUAAGAAAGCCAUCAUGGACAUCCUCUACCCCAAUAUGGAAUAUAGGAAAAUCGACUUGGACGACUACGUCUUCGUUGGGUCACUCCCCCCAAUUAACGGCCUAACGCUGAAUGGUCUCUAUGCUCGUCUUGUGGUUGGCAACGUUCGGCUGCAGCCGCUCGUCCCAAUACUGCUGUCAGUCAUAGCUGGGCUCAUCGGCGCCGUCUGUCUCCUCUGCUACCGCCGUCUGUCUAGCUCACCGCCCUAG
Miscanthus lutarioriparius is the source of this 3789-nucleotide messenger RNA. NCBI's taxonomy places the organism in Eukaryota, Viridiplantae, Streptophyta, Magnoliopsida, Poales, Poaceae. The record is from the annotation of a GenBank genome assembly.